Messenger RNA from Paramecium sonneborni, 492 nucleotides. The record is from the annotation of a GenBank genome assembly. NCBI's taxonomy places the organism in Eukaryota, Ciliophora, Oligohymenophorea, Peniculida, Parameciidae.
AAUGAAACAAGUUAGAUUUUCAUUUAGCUCAAAAAAGCCAUCUGUAAUGAAUCAAAUAUUCUAUGCUUACUAAUAUUUAUUAUUUUUCUCAAAUUAACCUUGUGAAAAUUAAAAAUUGUUUUAGAUGCAGAAGAAUUAGAUGUUUUUGCUCUUAUCCAAAAACUGCACUAUUCCUCAAUAGAUAAGGAAAUAGAUUAAUUUUAGGCAAUAUCAAAUAUAAUUUAAAACAAAAAAAGUGGAAUUAGAUUGUACGAACAAUUUCAAAAAAAUUAAUGAUGGAAAUAUGCUUAGAAAGAAAAAAUUUAGAUUAACAGAGAGGAGAGCUAGUAUAUCUUCUCAGAAAAUUAUUUAUAAACCAAAUUUUCAUAUAAGAAUUAUGAAAUUUAAGAAGCCAUACUUAUUAAUAAUAUAUUUGAAAUGCUACCAUAUUAUUCUAACGAUUAAAAGUUGAAAACUAUCUAAAAUAGCAAGAUUACAUCAAAAAGGUUAAAU